AUGCGACCUCUACGAUUCGUCCUGACCUUGGUCGCCUUCCUCGUUUCUUUUCUGUUUCUUGUACUCGUCGGGCCGUGGCGAGGGAGCAAUCCCGCAGAGUAUGCGCAAGACCAGGGCGGCUUAGCGACAUACUUCAAUUGGCGGACACCAUCUUCGCUGUUUCCACCUUCAGCUAUCAUCAGCAUAACCGAUGACAACUCCACCAACUUCUUGGCACGACCCGCCGCUUUUGGUCCUCUACUACCACAAAAGAGCUUGAGUGGACAACUAUGGAUCGGUAGCGGCUUUGGAGAUGACAGGCUAGGAAAUGGCGCAGCAGAGCUAGGAUGCAGCGAUGUGCCUGGCUGGGAUGAUGGAAGCUGGUCAGCCGUGGGCGGCAGCGGAAAGAAGUCGAGCCAUGAAGGGAAGAGUGCUGCAACAGAAGGGAAGAACAAGAGGUCUGUGACGGUAGAGGAUGAAGAUGAGGACGACGAGGAACAUCCAGAUGAAGACGAUGGCACAGAUGAUCAUCUCCACCAUCCGCUCCCCGCGAGUGACGGCAUGAAGAACAAUGGCGAAGCCGCAAGGAAGACGAAGAAGCCGACGCAUGCGGAUAUCCAGUCUUUGCAAGAGAGCGCCGAGAUUGCGGCCAAGGUCGUGCUGCUCAGCAGGGGCGGAUGUGGCUUCUUGGAGAAGGUCAAGUGGGUGCAAAGGAGAGGUGGGAUAGCGUUGAUUGUGGGAGACGACAUCCGUGGAGGCCCACUGGUCACCAUGUACGCAAGAGGAGACACGUCGAACGUCACGAUCCCCUCGCUCUUCACAUCGCAUACUACUGCACAGCUGCUUUCCAGCCUCUUGCCGUCUGGCAGCUUAUCGACUGAGGAUGCAACCAGGCUUGGACUUGCUCUCGGCGGCAAGAGCAAGACCACUGCCGAGAGCAGCAAGAAGCUUGCGCACAAGCCGAACUUCACCACGACUACUGCAACAUCGAAGGCUACCGCAACACCCAAGCCCAAGGCGGGAAGCAAGAGCGGCAAGCAGCUGGACACCGGUGCCCAAAGUAAGCCUGAAAGGCCCAGGCAUCGAGGCUGGUUUGCAGCGCUCUUCGGAGGAGGAUCUGAUUCUGCAGACAGCAGACGACCACCAAGCAGUGGGAACAUUGGCUGGGUGCUGCAAGAGGAGUUCGAAGAUGAUGAGCCUAUCUAUGGCAAGACAACCACAACGUCCACUUCGUCUUCACGCGCAGCCGUCAAGACCAAAGGGCCAAGUGAUGGCUUCCAGAUCGGCAUUCACGAUUGGCGAGAUCCCGAUCUGGUUGCGGCUCAAAAGGAGCAACACCUGGCAGGCUCGACAUCCACAACGACAAGCUCGGUCGCAAUGCCCAAGUCGACCAAAGCCGCGACCACUUCCCUUCGCGGUGGCAGCAUCACACCGGGCAGUGGUGAGUACGCGAAAGCGAAUCACGAAGCCGUGGACUUGUCUAGCUCGAGGAAGGCCACAGAGAAAGACACAAAGACUUCGCAGCAGAGCGAAGAGGAAGAAGAAGACGAAGACCAUGGCUGGUUGCACAGACUCUUCUCCACAGAUGGCGACGUCGAGAAUGUCAAGGUGGAGCAAGUCGCAAGACCUGCCACAAAGGCACUGGAGCCUGAAACGCAUGUCAAGACGGAGACUCAGCAUCGCCCUCAGCAUGCCAACGAUGCGCCACAGAUGCAUGAAGGCUUGUUCGUAACUCUGAGCCCAGCUUCGAUGUCAUCAUCGCCCUUUUUCGACACACUGCUCGUGCUGGUGGUAUCACCUCUGGUCACGUUGACCGUCGUGUAUGCACUUCUCCUUUUGCGGUCGCGCAUCAGGAGGCGUAGGUGGCGAGCGCCAAAGUCAGUCGUAGAACGCCUGCCGGUCAGGACAUAUCAGACUAUGGCAAGCAGCGCGGCAUCAACGACUUCAUCUGCAGCGUCUCAAGCCAGUGCGACGACACCGCUCCUGCCGACUGCGUCGAGGCCGAUCAACGCUCGUGCCAGACCUCGAGCACGCACCACAUCAGAAGUCCCACACGGCUCUUCUCUGCGGUCCGAUGACAUGGCAAGUCCUUCUCUCGAGCAAAUCGAGGAGAAGCGAGCAGCAGGUCUAGCUGAAUGGCGAAGGCGUUAUGGCGGCAAGCAAAGAGAGUGCGUAGUGUGCCUGGAGGAGUACGUCGAUGGCGUGAGCAGGGUCAUGAGUCUACCUUGCGGCCAUGAGUUCCACGCCGAGUGCAUAACACCAUGGCUGACCACCCGCCGCCGAACAUGCCCCAUCUGCAAAGGCGACGUCGUGCGCUCCCUAGCACGAAGCGGCGGCUCCAGCUCUGCCACGCCGCCGCCACAACAGUACCGCGAUCACGAUAGCGAAGAUGAGGAAGAUGUCCAGGAGCAGGCGGUCACGACUGUCAAUGACGACCCCAUUAGCCAACGCCCUGUCAGCAGAGAAGAUGAGGCGUUCGAGGACUUGGAACGAGGGGUGACGCCUACGCCGGAUAGAACGAGAUGA
Molecule: messenger RNA, 2505 nt
Organism: Fulvia fulva
Lineage: Eukaryota; Fungi; Ascomycota; Dothideomycetes; Mycosphaerellales; Mycosphaerellaceae
Product: E3 ubiquitin-protein ligase RNF13
Exons: 2
Coding region: 1-2505 (834 amino acids)
Molecular function (GO): zinc ion binding
Source: RefSeq, a predicted model, not a curated record